AAUGAGCCCGCGCCAUAGGGUAGUCGGGCGCCGACCCCCUCCUCCGCCUCCACGUUCUGGUGAGAUGAAAAGUUUUCUGGCGGCCUCAGUUGACUGGAGGGAAAUUGAAAUAAAUAAAUAAAUAAAUAAAGGAAGAGGGACCCAAAAUGGCGGAAAAUUUAAAAGCCUGCUCUGUUUGUUGCAAAUCCACUCAGUCCCAGCUCCAGGAUUUGUGCCGGUUGGAAAAAGUAUGCUGUUCGGACUUGGGCGUCACCAGGAGAAACCUGUGUGAUUUUGAAGUGGAAUAUCUGUAUGACUACAUGAAAAUUCGGGACGAGGAAUACUACCUGGUGAAGUGGCGGGGCUACUCGGAAGUGGAAAGCACCUGGGAGCCCCGUAAGAACUUGCGAUGCAUCAGUAUCCUCAAGCAGUUCCACCGGGACCUCGAGCAGGCGUUGGUCCAGCGCGGAGACAGGAUGAGAAAGAACAUGCGCUUCCUUGACCAAGGCAUCACUAGCUACCUGGUGCAGAAGGCCAAGCAGCGGCAGGCCCUGCAGCAGUGGGAGUACGAGCUCAAUGCCAAACGCAAUCACAAGGGACGCAUCGUGGUAGAGAAUGAAGUGGACUUGGACGGGCCUCCCCGGGACUUUGUCUACAUCAAUGAGUACAAGGUUGGGGACGGCAUCAUUCUCAACCAGGUGGCCGUGGGCUGCGAAUGCCGAGACUGUCGGUCGGAAGCAGUGGACGGUUGCUGCCCGGGGGUUUCGCACCAUAAAUUUGCUUACAACGAGCUGGGCCAAGUGAAGAUCAAGGCCGGCAUGCCCAUCUACGAGUGCAAUUCCCGCUGCAGAUGCGGGAUCGACUGUCCCAACCGUGUGGUGCAGAAGGGCAUUCGUUACGACCUCUGCAUUUUCCGGACAGAUAACGGGCGCGGCUGGGGUGUGCGCACGCUGGAGAAGAUCCGCAAGAACAGCUUUGUCAUGGAAUACGUAGGAGAGAUCAUCACAUCAGAGGAGGCAGAGCGACGGGGUCAGAUCUAUGACCGGCAGGGUGCCACUUACCUGUUUGACCUGGACUAUGUAGAGGAUGUCUAUACGGUGGAUGCUGCCUACUAUGGCAACAUCUCACAUUUUGUCAACCACAGUUGUAACCCCAACCUCCAGGUGUACAACGUCUUCAUUGAAAACCUCGAUGAGCGGCUGCCGCGCAUCGCCUUCUUCGCCACUCGGUCGAUCCGUAUCGGGGAGGAACUCACCUUUGACUACAACAUGCAAGUGGACCCGGUAAAUGCGGAGAGCACACGGAUGGACACUAAUUUCAGUCUCAUGGGAGGCCUGACCGGCUCCCCAAAGAAGCGGAUGCGCAUUGAGUGUAAGUGCGGCACGGAGUCCUGCCGGAAAUACCUCUUCUAGUUCCUUGGCGGUUUUGCCUGGGAGAUGUCUGGCCAUGCUUGAACUGGAAGGCAAGAGAUGAACUGGCAGCUGCUGCAAAAUGGCAGUUUAAGAGUGACUGUACCUGCUUUAAAAAACCACGGAUGAUGGGGACUAUGAACUAUAUAAGCGGGCAGUGACCCGCACCUGUUGUGCGGUCCCGCCUCCACAUGACAGCUUCUCAUCGCCAAGCAGAAGUAUUCUAAUGAUAUGCAAGGGGCUUUUCAAAACACAGGUGAUUAAAUUGACUUGUUAGACUUGCUGCUGAGAUGCUGGCUACAAGGACAACAGCCCAGAAUGGCUCAUAAAUCUGCUGGGGGGGUGUCUUCUCCACCUCAGUUUAUUAUUAGGAAGGCUUGAUUGCAGGUGCCUUGGGGCAGAGAACACUGGCUAAUUUCUUUUCUUUGUUGUGGUUUGCUAGGAGAUAGAAGGUCUUGCUUUCUAAAUGGGAAGCGCUUCCUGGUUGCUUUGCAGGUAGGUGGAAAACCGUCCCCCCGCCACUCAGUUUUUUAUGGAUUUGGCAGGACACAAGUUCUGUAUUACCUCAGUGUGCUAUAUACGACUGCUGUCCAUCUCUCUAUUCAUUCACGGAACCUCCUUUCAGCAUAGCGCUGGGGAGAGUCUCCAAGAUAAUUUGUACUUGAAGUCGCACUUAUUGCCUAUCUCAGAGAGUUGUCCUAUGCAAACAGACAAGCCAUCGUCACCUCUCUUAACUAAUGUAUUUUUCAUCCCCUUAAAAGGACAUUUUUUUAAAAAGCGUAUUUGUGGAAGUGGGUUGGGGCAAAGAAUCUAGCUUCAGACUGUUGGUUGAUGGACUUAAUUAGAUUGUUGGAUUCUUUAUUCUGUUGGAUUUUUAUUCUGUUUGCAACUUUACACUUUGUAUCGUUUCUUUUAAAAAAUCCAAAAAACAAAA
This is a messenger RNA of Heteronotia binoei (common prickly gecko), 2322 nucleotides long. RefSeq names its product SUV39H1 histone lysine methyltransferase (gene SUV39H1). Lineage: Eukaryota; Metazoa; Chordata; Lepidosauria; Squamata; Gekkonidae. The transcript is spliced from 6 exons. The record is from RefSeq and is a predicted model, not a curated record. Gene Ontology annotation, cellular component: nucleus. Gene Ontology annotation, molecular function: histone H3K9 methyltransferase activity; zinc ion binding; protein binding. The coding region runs from base 147 to 1391 and encodes 414 amino acids.